AUGAAGGAAGCUUUUAGAUCCUACACAGUGAUGAUGGCGAUGAUGUUGCUUGCACAGCAGCCUCUGGCGCACACAUUUCAUUCCACUGUGAGCCAACUUAGUUAUCCUCACAUUCUGCUGCCGUCCUGCUCUAGGAUCGUCGAAAUCCCAAUAUCGACAGCGCGGGAAGCAGUACCCAACACUGCGUCAUCACCGUCAUUAUUGCGAGCUGAUAGCAUUUGUGUCCUUCACACUGACUGUCACAUUAGUGAUAGUAGCUGCACCAUCAUCCAUCAUCCAAGUCGUCAUGUACCCCACAAGUGCGAGAAUUCAGACUAG
This is a messenger RNA of Echinococcus granulosus, 318 nucleotides long. RefSeq lists its product as hypothetical. The coding region runs from base 1 to 318 and encodes 105 amino acids. The transcript is spliced from 3 exons. The record is from RefSeq and is a predicted model, not a curated record. Lineage: Eukaryota; Metazoa; Platyhelminthes; Cestoda; Cyclophyllidea; Taeniidae.